AUGAAAGAGGAGUGUUUUUCUGACCAGUCGUUUUUGUUUUCUUAUAUUGCUAUCAGUUUAGCUGAUUCUUAUGGCAAUAUUAGUGUAAGGAAGAUAACCAGUUCCCUUAGGAUUUCGUAUAGGUGCCUACGGUUGAAAAUAUCAGUAGCCUUUAUUGUUGUGUUUGACAAGGGAAGCAGUACAGUUUCUGUUGCGACAUCAACUGGUAGUCAGUCUUCGCCGCAGUCACAAUUGGUAUCGCCUGCGCUUUCUGUAGGUAGUUCAUCUACACAUUCGUUCAAGCAGAAAAAGGUUUCAACGACCUACGACCCGAGCGACGAACGAGCAGUUCCACCGCUUUUAUCGCCGGGAUCUUUAGUUAAUACGGAUAUGACCAAUACUGCUUGCAUUACCGUCAUAGGGGGUAAUUGUUCAACCUCGUCUUCAGCAGCACGUUCAUACGCCGAAAUUGCGAAAAGUAAAUCACCUGUAAUGGCCUCUUCUUGUGCAAGUGAUGCUCCUUCACAUUCAUCUGCUCGUGACACUUCUCCAGAGCUUUGCACCGCAUCGACGAGCACUAAUAACGAUGAUCGGUGCACGAGUGUUACUUCGUCAGCUGGCGGUUCUGUCGAGAUAAUUGACAAAGAUGGAUCUGGUAAUAAUGGCGGUGGAAAUAAAGUUGAUGGUGAAUCAGCGAAAAGCUCCGCAGUCGAUGGCUUUUCUUUCUUUUAUGAUCCAAAUGAACCAACCUCGAUUUGUGAUGCUCCGUCUUUAACUGCAGAAGGGAACGAAGCUAGUUGUGAAUUCUUUUCGCCAAGCACUCCUACUGCCGUUAAGGUAGGUGAGGCCCCAGCAAAGUCGGUCAUUUUGGAAAACAAACCGGAAAGAAAUGGGGAAAAAUCUGCUAAAUUUGGGACGCAGGAAAAAAAUUCAGAAAAGAUCACUUUCAAGUAUGAUUCGGCUGAAAGCAAACCAAAGGAAGUAGCCUCAAGCAUUGUCUUGAAGUUUGAAGGUGGGAGGACACUUGUUCUACCUUCGAUGAAUGUUGGUGGCUCGUUUGAAGUCGACAGAAAGAAGAAGGAGAUGAUGAAUAGUGCAUGGAAAAGCUUCAUGGAGAAUGGUCCAGCUCCUAUUCGGUAUACUCCAGGAGUUCUUCAAGGUGUUAGCGUUUUAAGUGAUGGUGAUCAUUAG
This is a messenger RNA of Enterobius vermicularis (human pinworm), 1170 nucleotides long. NCBI's taxonomy places the organism in Eukaryota, Metazoa, Nematoda, Chromadorea, Rhabditida, Oxyuridae. The record is from the annotation of a GenBank genome assembly.